Lacerta agilis (Sand lizard) is the source of this 1090-nucleotide messenger RNA. It is a transcript of the gene RAB25, whose product is annotated as RAB25, member RAS oncogene family. Gene Ontology annotation, biological process: exocytosis. The transcript has 5 exons. Gene Ontology annotation, molecular function: GTP binding; GTPase activity. Bases 406 to 1053 code for a protein of 215 amino acids. NCBI's taxonomy places the organism in Eukaryota, Metazoa, Chordata, Lepidosauria, Squamata, Lacertidae. Gene Ontology annotation, cellular component: recycling endosome. The record is from RefSeq and is a predicted model, not a curated record.
GAGGUGCCGCGGAGGGGCUGGGCUCAGCCCUUACCUGUUCAACCUGCGCGGCGGCAGAGAGUCCACGCCCCACUGAGUCAGGCGAAGCUGCACCUUUAACCUGCCCUGACUGGGUGGCACGGUUGCUCCCUUCUCCCGCCCUGCCACCCCCUUGUUUCAAAGGUUUCCCCACCCAUCUGCCCUCAUUCCAAACAAGAGCCUCUCUUUGCACAGGUGAACCUCGCUUCUUUCCGCCCCUCCCUCCCUCCUUCCCCCCAUGCUCUUUCUGCUUUAAACUUGGGGUUUCACUGCAAAAGGAAAAAAAAACCAGCAACCUAGCCUUUACCUCCUUCCUGGUUUGUUGGACAAGGGCAGAGAAGGGACCCCUUUGCUCCAGCUGAAGUGGGCCCAGGAGGGCAGCAAGCCAUGGGGACCUCAGAGGAAGAUUAUAACUUUGUCUUUAAAGUGGUCUUGAUUGGAGAAUCAGGAGUCGGGAAGACCAACCUGCUCUCCCGGUUCACCCGCAAUGAGUUCAACCACGACAGCCGCACCACAAUUGGGGUGGAGUUCUCCACUCGUACCAUCCUGGUGGGAGAUGCCUUGGUGAAAGCGCAGAUCUGGGACACGGCUGGCCUGGAGCGCUACCGGGCCAUUACUUCGGCUUAUUACAGAGGCGCAGUGGGAGCCCUCUUGGUUUUCGACAUCACCAAGCACCAGACGUAUGACGUGGUGGAGCGCUGGCUGAAGGAGCUGUAUGACCACGCAGAGGCCACCAUCAUUGUGAUGCUGGUGGGCAACAAAACAGAUCUGACCCAAGCCCGGGAGGUCCCAACAGAGGAAGCCAAGAUGUAUGCAGAAAACAAUGGUCUGCUCUUUAUGGAAACCUCUGCGCUGGACUCCACAAAUGUUGAAUUGGCUUUUGAAACUAUCUUGAGAGACAUUUUCAACAAAGUGCAGAAACAGAAGCAGAAAAGCCCCCUGGAGAACACCGUUUCGCUCUCUGCCGAACACACUGAUGCAGCCUCCACCUCUCAAGCUGUGGAAGGGAAGCGAGCUUGUUGCUUGAACCUCUGAAGUGAGGGUCGCACGUGAGGAACAUCAGCCGUGUUGA